Messenger RNA from Ochotona princeps (American pika), 1895 nucleotides. It is a transcript of the gene SMOC1, whose product is annotated as SPARC related modular calcium binding 1. The transcript is spliced from 13 exons. Gene Ontology annotation, cellular component: basement membrane. Gene Ontology annotation, molecular function: calcium ion binding; protein binding; extracellular matrix binding. Gene Ontology annotation, biological process: extracellular matrix organization. The record is from RefSeq and is a predicted model, not a curated record. The coding region runs from base 299 to 1690 and encodes 463 amino acids. NCBI's taxonomy places the organism in Eukaryota, Metazoa, Chordata, Mammalia, Lagomorpha, Ochotonidae.
CCCGGGCUCCGGCAUCCAACCUGCUGCAGCCGCGGCCCGGCCGAACGGAGCAAAACCCGCGCACCGAGCACACGCUCGCGCGGCACCCGGCCCCUCUGGUCUGCCCCGCGGUUCAUCCCCUAGUCCUUCGGCCGCAGCCCCAGCGAGCACUCACCGCAGGAUCUCUGCCUGCUCCCCGCCGCCGCCACCGCCAGGGUCCCCGGAUCGCACCCAGGCAGGAAGGCAGGCGCGGCGUGCGCCCCGCCGAGCCCGCGACCCCUGCCCGCUGCCGGCUGCCCGGCUCGGUCCGGCUGGCACCAUGCUGCCCGCGCGCUGCGUCCGCCUGCUCACGCCCCACUUGCUGCUCUUUUUGGUGCAGCUGUCCCCGGCCCGCGGCCACCGCACCACCGGCCCCAGGUUUCUGAUAAGUGAUCGUGAUCCUCAGUGCAACCUGCACUGCUCCAGGACUCAGCCCAAGCCAGUCUGUGCCUCUGAUGGCAGGACCUACGAGUCCAUGUGUGAGUACCAGCGAGCCAAGUGCCGAGACCCGACCCUGGGCAUGGUACAUCGUGGGAGAUGCAAAGAUGCCGGCCAGAGCAAGUGUCGCCUGGAGCGGGCUCAAGCCCUGGAGCAAGCCAAGAAGCCUCAGGAGGCUGUGUUUGUCCCAGAGUGUGGUGAGGAUGGCUCCUUCACCCAGGUGCAAUGCCACACGUACACGGGCUACUGCUGGUGUGUCACCCCAGAUGGGAAGCCCAUCAGUGGCUCUUCUGUGCAGAACAAAACUCCUGUAUGUUCAGGUUCAGUCACCGACAAGCCCUUGAACCAGGGUAACUCAGGAAGGAAAGUCUCUUUUCGGUUCUUUUUAACCCUCAAUUCAGAUGACGGGUCGAAGCCAACGCCCACGAUGGAGACUCAGCCGGUGUUUGAUGGAGAUGAAAUCACUGCUCCCACAUUAUGGAUUAAGCACUUGGUAAUCAAGGACUCCAAAAUGAACAAUACCAAUGUAAGAAAUUCAGAGAAAGUCCAUUCUUGUGACCAGGAAAGGCAGAGCGCCCUGGAAGAGGCCCGGCAGAACCCCCGUGAGGGCAUUGUCAUCCCCGAGUGUGCCCCUGGGGGCCUGUAUAAGCCCGUGCAGUGUCACCAGUCCACUGGCUACUGCUGGUGUGUGCUAGUGGACACGGGGCGCCCACUGCCUGGGACAUCAACACGAUACGUGAUGCCCAGUUGUGAGAGCGACGCCAGAGCCAAGAGCGCGGAGGUAGAUGACCCCUUCAAGGACAGAGAGCUACCAGGCUGUCCAGAAGAGAAGAAACUGGAAUUUAUCACCAGCCUCUUGGAUGCGCUCACCACCGACAUGGUUCAGGCCAUUAACUCAGCAGCGCCCACUGGAGGUGGGAGGUUCUCAGAGCCAGAUCCCAGCCACACCCUGGAGGAGCGUGUAGUGCACUGGUACUUCAGCCAGCUGGACAGCAACAGCAGCGGCGACAUCAACAAGCGAGAGAUGAAGCCCUUCAAGCGGUACGUGAAGAAGAAAGCCAAGCCCAAGAAAUGUGCUCGGCGUUUCACCGACUACUGCGACCUGAACAAGGACAAGGCCAUCACCCUGCCUGAGCUGAAGGGCUGCCUGGGUGUGAGCAAAGAAGGUGCUAGCCUUGGCAGCCUCCCCCAGGGAAAGCAAGCAGACACAAACCCUCUCAGACGCCUCGUCUAAGGAGCCAGACAGCAGGGCGCAGGUGCAGAGUCAAGGGGACAGGAUGCACCAAGGAACCCCUAGCCUCCAGUGCUGCCUGCGGCCCCGCCACCUCCCCUGUAACAUAAAUGACGCCCACCGUGUUUGCACUUUCAGUAACUCUUCCUUGCGUGUCUUGCAUUUGGUUUCAUUUUUAAACACCAGUAUCUAACACCACAGUGGGAAA